This is a messenger RNA of Elephantulus edwardii (Cape elephant shrew), 1113 nucleotides long. RefSeq names its product intestine-specific homeobox (gene ISX). The transcript has 8 exons. The record is from RefSeq and is a predicted model, not a curated record. Bases 1 to 1113 code for a protein of 370 amino acids. Gene Ontology annotation, biological process: regulation of transcription by RNA polymerase II. Gene Ontology annotation, molecular function: RNA polymerase II transcription regulatory region sequence-specific DNA binding; DNA-binding transcription factor activity, RNA polymerase II-specific. Lineage: Eukaryota; Metazoa; Chordata; Mammalia; Macroscelidea; Macroscelididae.
AUGGAUUCAUGUGGCCAGUGUGGUAUCCUGGAGUUCCCUGGUAAGAGGCUGGGCGCUGGGGAGAAGCAGAAACGACCCCGAAAGGAAGAGAGGGGCACAUUGGUGCAGGAGCCCACAGAGGCAGCAGACUUGAAGGAAGGCCCAGAGGGUUUCCGGGAACACCCCCCACAUUCUAGUACCAGGACUGACCUGGCCCCCUGCUGCCCAGAGGCGGCGCUCCAGUCCAGUCCUCCCGAGGCCACACGGGAACAAGCAGAAAAGCACCCCCACCCUGAGCGAGGGCAAAGGACAGAGAAGGUGCUGGCUCCAGGUACCCGACCUGGCUCCUUGGAUGUGACCUGUCAGCUUGAUCCAACGAUUUCAAGACGCACAGAGAGGGCCACGGUGGGCUCUGCUCUCCGCAGGGACAUGAAGAGAAAGAGCAUGGAAUGUUGUGAGGUCCCCAAGAAGCUAGGCUUGUCCUUCUCCAUAGAAGAGAUCCUAAAGAGACCCAGCGAGGGGGGCGAGGGGGUCAGGACCGAAAGGGCAGCGGGAGAGGGUUGCGUGCCAGCCGCAGCCACAGAGUCCAGGCUGGAGAAGCCCGUGAAGAACCCAGCCCAGGAGGAGGCGAAGCACAAGCGGAGGGUCCGCACCACCUUCACCACGGAGCAGCUGCACGAGCUGGAGAGGAUGUUUCAUUUCACCCACUACCCCGACGUCCAUAUCCGCAACCAGCUAGCAGCCAGGAUCAACCUCCCUGAAACCCGUGUUCAGAUCUGGUUCCAGAACCAGCGAGCCAAGUGGCGGAAGCAGGAGAAACUGGGCAGCCUGAACACUCUGCAGCCACUGAGUGAGACCAAAUUGGCCCCAGUGACAAAUCUGGAUGUUGUGGCCCCUCUUCAGACAUCUGUGGUUCUACCCAGGCUGGCUCCUCCCACCAAUUGUUAUCCGCUUGUUCAAAACCAGCUGGCCACUGCCUGGCUCCCUGCACAAGUCACCCUCCCUCCACACCCGCCAUGGGAGAUGCAGACGCCUCGGGACCCUCUCCUGCAGCAGAUCUGCGUCCCUGUGCUCCAGCUCCUUCCGCAACCUCUGUACCCAAGGUGGGGCCACAUCUGUGCCUCUUCAACCUAG